Neofelis nebulosa (Clouded leopard) is the source of this 1134-nucleotide messenger RNA. It is a transcript of the gene SRA1, whose product is annotated as steroid receptor RNA activator 1. The record is from RefSeq and is a predicted model, not a curated record. The coding region runs from base 244 to 909 and encodes 221 amino acids. Gene Ontology annotation, biological process: regulation of transcription by RNA polymerase II. Gene Ontology annotation, cellular component: nucleus. NCBI's taxonomy places the organism in Eukaryota, Metazoa, Chordata, Mammalia, Carnivora, Felidae. The transcript is spliced from 6 exons.
CCCCUGCUCAAAGGAGGGGUUGGGGGUGCAGGGGCAGCCCCUCGAAAACGGGGUGUCUUCUCUUUUCUUGAUGCCUUCCGUCUGAAACCCUCUCUGCUCCAUAUGCCCUAAGUGAAUCCAGGAGGACUGGUUCAACCUGGAGGGCUCCUGGCAACCAGCGGGUCCGGGGGACGCCCCAGUCCGGCCCGGUGUGCGGCCGCCCCGGAAGUGACGCGCUGCGCUGCUGACCUUGCGGAAGUGGAGAUGGCGGAGCUGUACGUGAAGCCGGGCAACAAGGAACGAGGCUGGAACGACCCGCCGCAGUUCUCCUACGGGCUGCAGACCCUGGCUGGUGGUCUCAAGCGCACGCCGCUCACCAAGAGGGUCGCCGCCUCCCAGGAUGGCUCCCCCAGAGUCCCCACCUCACAGACUUCUACGGGGCUCCCCCCAAUGGGGCCUACACCUCCUGUGAGUAAGGCUCCCAGGCCCCCACCUGUGGGGAGUUGUCCUGCCUCCAGUGUAGAGCCAGCAAAUUUCUCAGUCACCGAAUCUGAAACUCUACUGGAAGACGUGCUCAAACCUUUGGAAGAGGCAUUGGAGGAUUGCCGCGGUCACACAAAGAAGCAGGUAUGUGAUGACAUCAGCCGACGCCUGGCUCUACUGCAGGAACAAUGGGCUGGAGGGAAGCUGUCAGUACCUGUGAAGAAGAGGAUGGCUCUGCUGGUGCAAGAGCUUUCAGGUCACCAGUGGGAAGCAGCAGAUGACAUCCACCGCUCACUCAUGGUUGACCAUGUGACUGAGGUCAGUCAGUGGAUGGUGGGAGUUAAAAGAUUAAUUGCGGAAAAGAGGAGUCUGUCUUCAGAGGAAGAGGCCAAUGAAGAAAAAUCUACAGACACAGCUGAGGAGAACCAGAUGGUACCAGGUGUCUAAGAGGUUCCAUAAUCUUAUGGGAUCCCUAGACUCACAUCAUUUCCUAUGCCUUGGCAGAGAGGCCUGCUCUCUCUUGGCUCCCUCUUAACCACUUGGGAGACUGCCCCCUUGGGAUCCUUGGCCUGAUGCACCCACCUCUGGGGGAAGAGGUGCCACCUGGGCCACGGGGAAGUCACUUGUUACCCAUAACAUACAUUUCAAUAAAAACAUCUCCGCAGUGGGCCA